UAAAGACAUACAUCACGUAUAUACAGUAAUUCAUAAGGAAGAACCCUUUCUGACUUGUAACGCACCACCAUGACUGAAAAAGAAGUUGACUUAGUGAUGAGAGAUCCAAAUGAUCUUAACAAACAUGUCAGGGUUAACUUUGAGGAUGUUUUGGGGGAACCAGAUGGAGCACACAGUAUUGACUGCGUAUGGAGCCUCAGCAACAAAUGUUUUAACGGAGGAAAGAACUGUUGUUACAAGCUGCUAACAACUCUUUGUGGACUCUGUAUAGCUUUGUACUGGGGAUGCAUGUUUGCACAGAUCACAUUUGAUCAAGUUUGGUGCGUAACACCUGGGUUACGAACAUGUUCAAUUUAUGCAGGUUGUUGCCAGAAAUUUAUUGGCAUUUUUGUACAAUGUUGCUUAGCACCAAUAUGCGAGACAUGUGGAUUAAUUUUCAGCAAAAUAAGUAUGUCGAAAAAUUGAUGAGACGGUUGGACUGGUAUAACGUCUUGGUAGCUGAAUACUGUGAUAUUUUGAACAAUCAAACACUAGUUGUUUUGCUUUAUUUAUUAAAAUAAACUAUUCUGAAUCAU
This is a messenger RNA of Mytilus trossulus (common blue mussel), 575 nucleotides long. Its product is annotated as caveolin-1-like. The coding region runs from base 70 to 465 and encodes 131 amino acids. The record is from RefSeq and is a predicted model, not a curated record. Gene Ontology annotation, biological process: caveola assembly. NCBI's taxonomy places the organism in Eukaryota, Metazoa, Mollusca, Bivalvia, Mytilida, Mytilidae. The transcript is spliced from 2 exons. Gene Ontology annotation, cellular component: caveola; plasma membrane. Gene Ontology annotation, molecular function: molecular adaptor activity.